AUGCUGCAUGAUAUGGAAGAUAUGAUUCAAAACGAAAGUGAAGAUGCCAAUAAUAAUAAUAAGGAGCCAUCGAUCUAUUAUUGCGGGGCAGAUACGUCCAUUGGACAGAUCCAACCGGAUGUCACUCAUGUGAUUGUAAAUUCUUUGGUUAAAGAAAUUGAAAGGUGUGCCUUUGAGAACUGUAGCGAUUUGAAAAGGGUUGAUUUUUUAAAUGAAGGAGUAUCAUCGUUGGCCACAGUGGGACACCGUUCUUUUCAGAAUUGUUCCAGCUUGGUGGAGCUCGAUUUGCCUGACGGAUUGGACACCAUUGCUGGAUGUGCCUUUAUGAACUGUCAUGCAUUGGAGAAAGUACGUGCGCCCAAGACAUUGGGUCGUGUGGGAGAGGCAGCCUUUCAAGGGUGCUCGUCGUUGAAAUCCAUUCAACACUUGGAUGGGCUACGCUUUAUUGGAUUCAAGGCUUUUGCAUACUGCGAGUCAUUGACGGAUAUUCACCUCCCAGAAGGUCUCAAAUACAUGGGCCAGAGUGCCUUCAUAAACUGUCGAUCUCUGCGAAAGGUAUCUAUCCCAAGCACGCUGGAACUUCUUUGGAAUAGGACAUUUAACAUGUGCAUUUCAUUGACGGAAGUGAAGCUACAUGAAGGCCUCAAGACAAUUUUUCGUUCUGCAUUUGAUGGAUGUAUUGAGCUGAAAGCAAUUGACAUUCCUUUCACCGUGGAAACAAUCGAGGAAGAGGCAUUCGCAUCGUGCACUUCGUUACGAUCUGUCACCUUGAGGGAAGGGGUUACGACCAUUGGAAAACGGGCAUUUGCCCACUGUGAAGCUUUGCCGUGUGUUUCUGUUCCAGGCUCCGUGUACAGCAUUGGGAAUGCCGCCUUCCAAGGAUGUCUAGCAUUGGUCGAUGUGGAUCUGAGGGAAGGACUUGUUGGGAUUGGUAUCAGCGCCUUCUCUGGCUGUCAAUCCAUCUGUGGCAUCUCAUUGCCACAGUCGCUCAAUGUUCUAAGAGGCACCGCGUUUAGAGACUGCUCAAGUUUGCUCGGAGUAGAGAUACCCAAAGGCUCCGAUCUAACGAUAUACCGUGACGAGUCUGCCUUUCGCAAAAGUCCUUGCUUCUACGGCUGCACCGAGCUGGUGACAGUGUCCAUUCCCUCGUCCAUGGAGCAGACGGCGGAUUAUGCUUUUUCAAAAUGUCCCAAGUUGCAUCAUGGUGGUGGCGGUGACGAUGAUAUUGAUGAAUAUGAGUACCAACCACACAAAUUGAGAGAUCGAUUUGAUACGUUACCAGUCCACCAAUGCUGCUACCAUGCUUCUGAGACGAGUUUGGACGAGCUGGUGGAGGUGAUCAAUGAUUCCAGUAGUAGUUCGAAUGACGACAAUCUGGUAGAUGCUUACGGUAUGACUCCUCUUCACAUUGUGGCUACAUCCGCAAGACUGCGUGGGGACAUGCUCAGGAUUCUACUAGAUCGAUAUUCUUCGGAAGUAGUUUUCCGACCGGAUGGUUUUCGCAGGACAAUGAUGGACUACUUGAUGAUGCAACGAUCAGUAAAGGCAAUCGCACUCAUCCAAACAACACUCAAGUGUGUAUUGCCUCGUGCAAUGCACGGUUGCAGCCUAGAUACGUGGAGGAACCACUUGUUGGACUAUGUCGACUCCACGCCAUGGGAAGGAGACAACAACAACAACAAUGAAAGGUGGCUGUGUUAUCAGGCUAUCAUGAAGAAUUUUGCACAGUUUAUGAAGAUGGAAACUACGUCGAUUCUGGAGCUGGCGCUAUGGAAGAUGAAGAUUAUUGCAUUGCAUCUCGAGAGUUCCGAUUUUGGUGAGGUAGCUCGUACAAGCUGUCGGUGGAAGUGUGGAUCCGACGUGGUGAUGGGAAAUGUGAUGGAGUAUGCUUGGGAUGAUCAAUCGGAACUUCUCUUGGUGUCGAAGAUGCUACCAUUGUGUUCUCGUUUCGAUGAAAGUGUUGAAUGA
Molecule: messenger RNA, 1968 nt
Organism: Cylindrotheca closterium
Lineage: Eukaryota; Bacillariophyta; Bacillariophyceae; Bacillariales; Bacillariaceae
Source: the annotation of a GenBank genome assembly